Electrophorus electricus (electric eel) is the source of this 3585-nucleotide messenger RNA. RefSeq names its product nuclear receptor subfamily 1, group D, member 4a (gene nr1d4a). Gene Ontology annotation, molecular function: zinc ion binding; RNA polymerase II cis-regulatory region sequence-specific DNA binding; nuclear receptor activity. NCBI's taxonomy places the organism in Eukaryota, Metazoa, Chordata, Actinopteri, Gymnotiformes, Gymnotidae. The record is from RefSeq and is a predicted model, not a curated record. Gene Ontology annotation, biological process: negative regulation of transcription by RNA polymerase II; positive regulation of transcription by RNA polymerase II; hormone-mediated signaling pathway.
UCGAGCUCCCCGGCACAUGCAGAACUCACAUGUAGGUUGGCUUCGCGGACGCACAGCACGGUCGAAUAAGCACAUCUAACCGAGCACUAGAUACCCUCCAAUGAAAAUGCACGCCGCAAUAAAGGAGGGAGAGAAAACGAAGGAGUUCGUGAGAGACACUGUGAGUUAGAUAAACCCCCGCCAGGCGGGAACAACAGACCGUUAAUGGGUCCUUAAAGGUAGUCACAUUUCCCAGUCGCCUGAAAACGUGAUUGAUAUGCUCCAGGAAGGGUGUGCGUCGGCUGGUGCGGAUGUCGAGUUUGGCAGUCCUGCCUCGCAGAUGUAGAGUCUAGGUUUACUUUGAAUACAGCGUUCGUGUUGCAGAAGCGUGAUAUUACAACGGCAAAGCAACCUUAGAGCAGACAGAGACCUAACAGCGUCCAGGUAGCACCGAACCGAAAAAAACCCCCUCUCUGCGCACCUGACUCCGCACUGGACACUUCUCCGUGGGGUGUACUUUAAAUCGACCGGCUGGUACAGUUGCCUCAUGCCCUAUACUCAGUUCUCACCUGUAUGCUUUAGGCACCGGUAUUUCAUGACUCUUUCACCUGUUUCGACUCGGUUUUUGCCCUUACUGAGAAGCCAAGAGUGACUUGAAGGUAGUCAUUUACAGAAACUCGGAACAAAGCAUAUCAAGGAUGGAUAGCAGUCCUGGAGGUGUUAUACUGUACGCUGGUUCCAGUGGCAGUGCCACCCCGAGCCCAGACAGCCCAUCCAGCGGAUACCAGACCCAGUCUCCAUCCUCCCAGCCCUCGUCCCCGGAGGAGGUCACCUUCACUGAGAUCGGCGCCCUAAAGCAGCGGCCCGGUGUGGCCGCCCUCGCCUCUCCCAAGCUGGUCUUCCAGUUCCCCGAGAUCUACAGCAGCUCCACGGCGGCCUCCAGCCAGCACGCAUAUUCGCCGCCCAGCUCCAGCAAGAGGCCAUGCAGUGUCACCGGCACCUUCACCAAAACAGGAGGUAUGGUCUUGCUGUGUAAAGUGUGCGGAGACAUCGCGUCGGGGUUCCAUUACGGCGUGCACGCGUGCGAGGGCUGCAAGGGCUUCUUCCGCCGUAGCAUCCAGCAGAACAUCAGCUACAAGAUGUGCGUCAAGAACGAGAACUGCCUGAUCAUGCGCAUGAACCGCAACCGCUGCCAGCACUGCCGUUUCAAGAAGUGCCUGGCCGUGGGCAUGUCCCGGGACGCUGUUCGUUUCGGCCGCAUCCCCAAGCGUGAGAAGCAGAGGCUGCUGGACGAGAUGCAGAGCUACAUGAACAGCCUGAAUGAGGCGGCCAGUGAACACGCAGCCCCCUCGCCUCCCUGCGAACCCCCAGCCAGCCCCGCGCAGAGCCGGCCCAAAGACGCCAUCAGCUCCAUGGCCAGGGCCUACCAGGACAUCUUCCCGGUCGGUCCGGAGCACCCGACGAAGAGGCCGGCUGGGGUCCACGCCGGCGGCAGCGCAGCAGCGUCCUUUCAGAGCACCGCCGCUCCGGAAAGCAACGUCGCCCGCGCUAGCCCACCGACCGCAUACCACCCUGGGGCCCUUAUGGGCUACGCGCGACCCGCCCACAACGACAGCAAGGGCCCAGUGCCGGUGCUGGACAGUGGCUACGUCUACCCUCCCUGUUCCAGCCAGGACAGCUACAGCUGCAGUUACCUGGCUGGCGAGAGGCACGCUCAGACUUCAUGUGCAUGGAAGCAGACGGCAAGCUCCAAAGUGCUGGCCUGUCCUCUGAACGCCUGCCCCGUGUCGGCGCCGGGGGUUUCCAGCCAGCAGGUGUGGGAGUCUUUCUCUCAGUGCUUCACCCCCGCUGUGCGUGAGGUGGUGGAGUUUGCCAAGGGCAUACCAGGCUUCCAGGACCUAUGCCAGCACGACCAGAUCAUGCUGCUAAAAGCGGGCACCUUCCAGGUGCUGAUGGUGAGGUUCUGCUCCCUGUUCAAUGCGAAGGACAGGACGGUGACGUUCCUGAGUGGGCAGACCUACCCACUGGGCACACUGCGGGCACUGGGUAUGGGCUCACUGCUCCACGCCACGUUCGACUUCUGCGAGAAGCUGGCCGCUCUCGGCCUGGAGUCCGACGAGAUGGCCCUCUUCAUGGCGGUUGUGCUGGUCUCAGCAGAUCGGACGGGUGUCUCCGACGUGGCAGCGGUAGAGCAGCUACAGGAGGGCCUGACGCGGGCGCUGCGCGCCCUGGUGACUCGCCGUCGUCCAGACGACGGCACGCUCUUUCCCAAACUUUUGCUGCGUCUGCCAGACCUGCGCACCCUCAACAGCCUGCACUCAGAGAAGCUACUGGCCUACCGCGUUGACCCCUGAGUGGCCCGACCUGCACCCACAAGCCAUGACCAGCACGGACUGGCCGAUCGUAGAGGGGUUUCUAUGGGAACAUUUUAAUCGUCUUGUGUGCCACAGAGAGAGAGGAAGGGGUCAUAGUGUAAAGGUAGCUGCCGCAACGCAAGGUCUGCGCCGAGACGAGCCACCACUUUAGAGGCGGUGUCUCUUUACACACUGUCCAGUGACUCUCAGCACGCUAAGGUUUCCCAGUGGGCACUGCUUUGCAGAGGACAAGAUUUCCUAUUCAUAUUCUCAGUAAUCAGCUUAAUUGAUAGUCCUAGUGCUGUUUUGCCAAGGAACUUUUUCAACACCAAAAGAGCGAGUUGGUCUCCUGUUUGGACCAUUUAACAUCGGUCCAUCUCUCCAGCACACUCCUUCAGCCUGCAACUAAGGUUAAAGGUCAAAACAGGGACCAUCAAAAGCUGAGAGUGCUUGUAAAUGUGCGUGCCAGUGUGCAAGAGGAAAAAAACGACCAUGUACAUAACACAGAUUUCACUCAUGUCACAUAAAACUCCAGUUAUUUAGCAUGUAUGUAUCCUGUAUGUUAGUGUGACCGUAACAUUAAAUGGCACAGUUUUAAUGGUAAGAGUAAGCACAAGCACUCAAGUUACCACUUUAGCUCUUUGAGGAGUUUGAAACAAAUGGAUGGAAUUAAUGUAAUUCAGGAUAAUAUAACACAGGAGUGUUAUAUCAGUUCAUUGUUUUCUGUGUAGUUGCAUCCAGUACAUUUAUUGUCAUUAAUGUUCACCAUGAUGGUGUAAACAAAAUCCCAGGAGUUAAAACCAGCAGCCACCAAGUAUGUUGAGUUUUUUAAUCACUUAUUUUUCACUUUUUCUUGCUACAAAUAUUGUACAGUAACAUUCAGUGCAAUGGACUGGGAUAUCAGAGUCAAAAGGGUUCACAUCAGAGUUUCUAGAGAGUUCUGUCCGAGAGGUGGGGGUCUGGGUGCUGUUGGAAUGGUUUCUGAUCAAGCGUGUGCUUGUGGAAAAGGAUGCACCGUAGGUUCGCUGAAGUACUGAAAUAACAGAUUUUACUGUCACCAGCAGAGUCCUCUCACAGCCUUUACUGAGACUGAGAGGGUUAAUAAUAUGAUUGGACUGGCACAAAAGUCAUUUAAUGGGCUGAGAUUCUUGAUGGUUGCUAAGGUAAUGUUAUAUGAUCAUGCUAGUGUAUAUUUUGUAAACUGUACUAUUCCACAUAAAUGAUAUAAAUAUGAGAUUAUCUAUUUGGUGUU